Molecule: messenger RNA, 4473 nt
Organism: Melanotaenia boesemani (Boeseman's rainbowfish)
Lineage: Eukaryota; Metazoa; Chordata; Actinopteri; Atheriniformes; Melanotaeniidae
Gene: bmp1a
Product: bone morphogenetic protein 1a
Exons: 20
Coding region: 488-3400 (970 amino acids)
Biological process (GO): proteolysis
Molecular function (GO): calcium ion binding; serine-type endopeptidase activity; metalloendopeptidase activity
Source: RefSeq, a predicted model, not a curated record
UCUGCAAGCAGCAUAGAGAAGCUCAUAUAAUUCUUUACCAAGUUAUAAAAUCCAGUCACCCGAAUUUCAGUCCUUUAUGCACUCUGCAAGGAUAACUGAUGGACCGACAACGGAGCAAUAAAGAUGCACGCUGGCAUCAGCGACUGAAAGGGCAUUUUCACCGCCCCAGUGGAGCUGCCAUAUCAUCAAAGUUUCUCAGGCAGUAACCUACUCUGCACAAGCCCGGAGCUUCAGUUGGAGGAGAGAAAUCACUGCCCCCAGAGCCAAGAAGAUACCGGAGAGAGGCUAGAUUUAAAACCCGCCCUCCGGCGGGAUCUCGUUCCCCCACUAAAAAAAAAAAAAAGAAAGAAAAAGGAAGAAAAAAACCUCCCAUUUUCUCUCUCACUGUUUCUCUUUCUCACUCACUCUUCUCUCUCUGUCUUUCCCUCUGUCCCUCUCUUCCUUUACCUUUAUCCCUCGCCUUUCGCCGUCUCCCCCCACCACAAACAUGGAUUUAUCGGCGAGGUGUUUGUUUCUUCUAUCAUGUCUUGGCGUGAUAUUGGCGAUCGAUUUAGAUGCAAUUGAUCCAGGCUACUAUGUGGAGCCCACUGCCACAUCAGAGGCGAUCGACUACAAGGAUCCCUGUAAAGCUGUCGCCUUUCUGGGAGACAUUGCCCUGGAUGAGGAGGACCUUCGAUCCUUUAAAGUGGACAGAAUAAUAGAUUUGGCUCAGAGAACCGUCCAGACUAUAAAUCACACCGAUACAGCCUCUGCCAAUGGCAGAAUUCAAAGCAGACGAGGUUUACAGCGCAGGAAAAGGGCUGCCACCUCCAGACCUGAGCGUGUUUGGCCUGAAGGCGUAAUUCCCUAUGUUAUCAGCGGUAACUUCAGUGGCAGCCAGCGGGCUAUAUUCCGCCAAGCCAUGCGACACUGGGAGAAGCACACCUGUGUGACCUUUAUAGAGAGAACCCAGGAAGAGAGCUAUAUUGUCUUCACUUACCGACCAUGUGGGUGCUGUUCUUAUGUGGGUCGUCGUGGAGGGGGCCCCCAAGCCAUAUCCAUCGGCAAAAACUGUGACAAAUUUGGUAUAGUGGUGCAUGAGCUGGGCCACGUUAUUGGCUUCUGGCACGAACACACGCGGCCUGACCGAGAUGAGCAUGUCAGCAUCAUCAGAGACAACAUUCAACCGGGACAGGAAUAUAACUUUCUGAAGAUGGAGCCGGGGGAGGUGGAUUCUUUGGGAGAAGUGUAUGACUUUGAUAGUAUCAUGCACUAUGCCAGAAAUACAUUCUCCAGAGGCAUCUUCCUAGACACCAUCCUGCCACGCUACGAUGUGAAUGGAGUGCGACCACCUAUUGGCCAGAGAACCAGACUUAGCAAAGGGGAUAUUGCACAGGCACGCAAACUCUACAAAUGCUCCAGAUGUGGGGACAGUCUGCAGGACAGCAGCGGGAACUUCUCCUCUCCUGGCUUCCCUAAUGGAUAUUCAGCCUACAUGCACUGCAUCUGGAGAAUAUCAGUCACACCGGGGGAAAAGAUCAUUUUGAACUUCACCUCCAUGGAUUUGUACAGGAGUCAUUUAUGUUGGUAUGACCAUGUGGAGAUCCGAGAUGGAUACUGGAGGAAGGCACCACUCAAAGGUCGUUUCUGUGGCGAUAAGCUGCCUGAGCCAAUCAUCUCCACUGACAGCCGACUGUGGAUUGAGUUUCGCAGCAGCAGUAACUGGGUGGGAAAGGGUUUCUCUGCUGUUUAUGAGGCCAUCUGUGGCGGGGAAGUGAAGAAGGACAAUGGUCAGAUUCAAUCCCCCAACUACCCUGAUGACUACAGACCAAACAAAGUAUGCAUAUGGAAGAUUUCUGUCACUCAGGGCUACCAUGUGGGCCUUACCUUCCAGUCUUUUGAGAUUGAGAGACAUGACAGUUGUGCAUAUGACUACUUAGAGGUGCGUGAUGGGAUCUCUGAAAACAGCCCUCUGCUGGGACGCUUCUGUGGCUACGACAAACCAGAUGACAUUAAAACCAGCUCCAACCAUCUGUGGAUGAAAUUUGUUUCAGAUGGAUCAGUCAACAAAGCCGGUUUUGCUGCCAACUUCUUCAAAGAAAUGGAUGAGUGCUCCAAGCCGGACAACGGUCGCUGUGAGCAACGCUGUGUCAACACACUAGGCAGCUACAAGUGUGCUUGUGACCCAGGCUAUGAGCUGGCUGCUGACAAGCGCAGCUGUGAGGCUGCCUGUGGAGGCUUCAUUACCAAGCUGAAUGGCUCCAUCACCAGUCCAGGGUGGCCCAGAGAGUACCCUCCAAAUAAAAACUGCAUUUGGCAGCUUGUUGCCCCCACACAGUACCGCAUCACUCUGCUCUUUGACGUCUUCGAGACUGAGGGCAAUGACGUUUGCAAGUAUGACUAUGUAGAGGUACGCAGUGGACUUUCAGCGGACUCGAGGCUGCACGGGAAGUUCUGUGGGGCAGAGAAACCAGAAGCUAUUACUUCUCAGUACAACAACAUGCGCAUUGAGUUCAAAUCAGACAAUACAGUAUCCAAAAAAGGCUUUAAAGCACAAUUCUUCUCAGACAAAGAUGAGUGCUCUAAGGAGAACGGCGGCUGUCAGCAUGAGUGUGUCAACACCUUCGGGAGCUACAGCUGCCAGUGUAGGAGUGGAUUUGUGCUUCAUGAGAACAAACACGACUGUAAAGAAGCUGGCUGUGAUCAUACUGUGAAUAGUGUGAGUGGUAUUAUUACCAGUCCAAAUUGGCCGGAUAAAUAUCCCAGCAAGAAAACCUGCACCUGGGCUCUCACCACCACUCCAGGUCAUCGUAUCAAAAUCGCCUUCAAUGAGAUCGACAUGGAGGCCCACCUGGAAUGUGCCUAUGACCACAUAGAGAUUUAUGACGGGCGAGAUGCAAAAGCAACCUCCCUCGGCCGCUUCUGUGGCACCAAGAAACCCCCUCCCAUCAUAUCGAACAGCAACAAGUUGUUUAUCCGUUUUUUUUCUGAUAGCUCUGUGCAGAAAAAAGGCUUUGAGGCUUCUCACUCUGCAGAGUGUGGAGGUCGUCUAAAGGCUGAGGUCAAAACAAAGGACCUGUUCUCACAUGCCCAGUUUGGGGACAAUAACUAUCCUGGAGCCUCCGACUGCCAGUGGGUGAUUUCAGCAGAGAAAGGCUAUGGCGUGGAGCUCAUCUUUCAGACGUUUGAGAUUGAGGAGGAGGCAGACUGCGGCUAUGACUACAUGGAGCUUUUUGAUGGAGCUGACACAAAGUCUCCACGGCUGGGACGUUACUGUGGCUCCGGGCCACCAGAGGAGAUCUACUCAGCUGGUGACUCCAUUGUGAUCAAGUUUCGCUCUGAUGACACAAUCAACAAAAAAGGUUUUCAUGUCCGCUACACCAGCACCAAGUUCCAGGACACACUGCACUCACGCAAGUGACCAGCGGGGGCCGGAAGGAGCCGUGCAGGGCAAAGGGACAAGCGGAGGGGUCCCCAGGGAAGGCGCCAGCCUGACGCUCGGAAACCUUCGGCCACCAAGAUGAAUCAGACUCGACAGAACAGCCGCAAGACCACCAACCGCACCUCAGCUCCUAGGGGCUCUAGCUCCCCCCACAGACUGUGAGGAGUAAAGCCAUUCUGCAGUACACCUUGUUUUUACCUUUUUAUGGUUAGGGGUGGGAGGGUGAACGUCAGCUUUAGGCAGACUGUAGGGGAAAAUUUAUUGACCCAGUCCCCUCCAGAUUUUUUUUUCCUUUUUUUAUUUUAUUUUAUUUUUUUUUAUAAACAUACCUCUUAAUAAGAGGUACAAAGGAAAACAGUGGAUUCUCAGGACCUGUAGGAAGGCAGGCAUCAGCUGGACAGAUCCCUGCUUUUGUCGGGCCGGCCCACCACAUCUAGGGGGAGGAGAGGAAGAGGAGGAGGAGUCCUGCACUCCUCAAUAAUUGCUCUCCUCUUCUCAUACUCGCAUCCCUUCGGUAAAGGAUUCCUGUCCGUAAGCGGAUUAAAAGGACUCGACUUGAGAUUUUGAUACUGUAUGUCAGUCAAUUGCAUGUAAUUACAAGGAAAGAAGGAAAACUGUACAGUGACAACAGCAGCAUUUGUAAUUGGCAUUGUCCUGGCAACCAAUGGCAAGAUUCCCGUUGUUACCAAUAACAAGAAAAUUAAGGAAGCAGUUAUCUUAUUAAAGGACUAAUAAAUGAAAUGUGGUCCAUGUCUUCUGGUUGUAAUUGCUCACCUGAUGACUGGCUGUUACUGUACCUCCAUGUAUAAAGUAAUGUGUUUGAUCUUUCAAAGGGAACAUGUGCUUUUCUCAGCUCGAACCAGUUAGCACUUUACAGUGAAUUGUUCCAAAAUCAUGAGCUUAUGAAAUUUUGUGAAAUGCAAUGUCAGUUCACUUAUUUUUAAAUGCAUUUUAUCUCUUUUUUUAAUUAAUCCAUAUAGUUCCUCAGGCAUACUUGAACAUUGUGUGCACCCUUUAACAUGGGGUAAAAUAAAGAUAUGACUUAUGUUUCA